Messenger RNA from Paramormyrops kingsleyae, 4410 nucleotides. Its product is annotated as neuroligin-4, X-linked. Gene Ontology annotation, cellular component: membrane. NCBI's taxonomy places the organism in Eukaryota, Metazoa, Chordata, Actinopteri, Osteoglossiformes, Mormyridae. Gene Ontology annotation, molecular function: neurexin family protein binding. The record is from RefSeq and is a predicted model, not a curated record.
UUCAGCUAGCUGGAAUCCAUUCAGGGAAGUAAUACUACCCACAAACAAAGGAAAAUCUUCACUCCCACUUUGGAGUGCCGAGACAAGACUCCCACCAAGACCUUCUUCCUGGAAUGGGGAGUUCUGAGCAGGCAUAUAUUAUUGGUGGGCGAUUUUUCUGUUUGUCCAACAUUGUUGGGUGAGAUCGCGUGUUUGUGCUGUGGCACAAGCAUAUUAUAACCCAGCUUGGCUACAGUGGACCAUGGCAAGACCCCAGGGAAUUGUAUGGCUACCAUUCAUCUUCACCCCCAUCCAUGUAAUUCUGAAUGUAGAUCUGCUUUUCUGGAUUGCUGUUCUGGCUGUGAGAUUUACUGCCAUCAACUGCCAACAGUCCCAAUAUUCCAUAGUCACCACAAAUUAUGGGAAAUUACGGGGAUUAAAAAUGCCUUUGCCUAAUGAAAUCCUGGGGCCAGUGGAACAUUACCUGGGAAUCCCGUAUGCCUCCCCCCCAAUUGGGGAACGCAGGUUCCAGCCUCCUGAACCCCCCUCUUCUUGGUCUGGCAUCCGCAAUGCCACUCAGUUCGCUCCUGUCUGUCCACAAUACCUUGAAGACAGAUUUUUGCUGAAUGACAUGUUGCCAGUCUGGUUUACUGCCAAUUUGGAUACAGUGGUGACCUACGUGCAGGACCAAAGUGAAGACUGUCUUUACUUAAACAUCUACGUUCCCACGGAAGAUGGAACCAGCUCAAAGAGUCGAGACGAUGAUAUUACCAGUAAUGAUGAUGACGGAGAUGAAGACAUCCACGAUGAGAAUGGCUUGAAGCCCGUUAUGGUCUACAUUCAUGGAGGAUCCUACAUGGAGGGAACGGGGAACAUGAUCGAUGGCAGCAUUCUGGCUAGCUAUGGCAACGUCAUUGUGGUUACCAUUAACUACCGGCUAGGAGUUUUAGGAUUUCUUAGCACAGGUGACCAGGCUGCAAAAGGAAACUAUGGACUACUUGACCAAAUUCAGGCAUUGAGGUGGAUCAAAGAAAACAUACAAGCCUUUAAAGGGGAUCCUAAAAGGGUCACGAUCUUUGGAUCUGGGGCUGGAGCGUCUUGUGUCAGCUUGUUGACACUUUCUCACUAUUCAGAAGAUCUUUUCCAGAAAGCUAUCAUCCAGAGUGGUACAGCUCUGUCCAGCUGGGCAGUGAACUACCAGCCUGCCAAAUACACCCGGAUGUUGGCAGAGAAGGUUGGCUGCAACAUGCUUGACACCAUUAACUUAGUGGAAUGUCUCCAAAACAAAAACUACAAGGAGCUCACAGAGCAGUCCAUCACUCCUGCAAAGUACCAUAUCGCCUUUGGACCCGUCAUCGACGGGGAUGUAAUACCUGAUGACCCACAGAUAUUGAUGGAACAAGGGGAGUUCCUGAAUUAUGACAUCAUGUUGGGGGUCAACCAAGGAGAGGGAUUUAAAUUUGUGGAUGGAAUCGUGGACAGCGAGGAUGGUGUGUCUGCUAAUGAUUUUGAUUUUGCCAUCUCCGAUUUUGUUGAUCACUUGUAUGGCUACCCAGAGGGGAAGGACACCCUUCGAGAAACUAUCAAAUUCAUGUACACAGAUUGGGCUGAUAAAGAGAACCCAGAAACCAGGAGGAAAACACUGGUUGCACUUUUUACAGACCACCAGUGGGUGGCACCAGCUGUGGCUACUGCAGACCUACACGCUCAGUAUGGUUCACCUACCUACUUCUAUGCCUUUUACCAUCACUGCCAAAGUGACAUGAAGCCCAGCUGGGCCGACUCGGCACAUGGAGAUGAGGUUCCAUAUGUCUUCGGAAUCCCUAUGAUCGGCCCAACUGACCUGUUUAACUGCAAUUUCUCCAAGAAUGAUGUGAUGCUAAGUGCUGUGGUCAUGACCUACUGGACCAACUUUGCCAAAACAGGAGAUCCAAACCAGCCUGUUCCCCAGGACACAAAAUUCAUCCAUACAAAGCCAAACCGAUUUGAGGAAGUGGCCUGGUCGAAGUACAACCCGAAGGACCAGCUCUACCUACAUAUUGGCCUGAAGCCCCGAGUCAGGGAUCACUACCGGGCCACCAAGGUUGCCUUCUGGUUGGAGCUUGUCCCACAUUUGCACAAUAUAAAUGAACUAUUUCCUUAUGUGUCCACAACAACGAAGAUUCCCCCACAAGACACGACCCCCUUCCCAUACACUAAACGGUUUCCUGGAAAGACGUGGCCGUCCACCACUCGUCACCCCGGUGUCCCGCCAGCCAACACUAAGCAAGUGACUGACCAGCGCAAAUCAGGGGAGCUGGACGAAAAUCCCAUCCUCAUUGAGAACAAACGUGACUAUUCUACGGAGCUCAGCGUGACGAUCGCAGUGGGGGCCUCACUUCUCUUCCUCAACAUCUUGGCCUUUGCCGCCCUUUACUACAAGAAAGACAAGCGGCGCCAUGAGUCGAACCGGCGGCCCAGCCCGCAAAGGAAUGCGGCCAACGACAUCGCUCACAUCCAGAAUGAAGAGAUCUUGUCCCUCCAGAUGAAGCAGCUGGAGCAUGACCACGAUUGCGAGUCUCUGCAGGCACAAGACACACUCAGGCUGACCUGCCCCUCUGAUUACACCCUGACACUGAGGCGAUCCCCAGACGACAUCCAGCUCAUUACGUCCAGCACCAUCAACAUGAUACCCAACUCCUUGGCUGGAAUGCAGUCCCUGCACACUUUCAACACUUUUACUGGGCCUCAAAACAGUACUAACCUACCCCACGGGCAUUCUACAACAAGAGUAUAGCUCUGUCCAAGCAACUAUACUCUACAAGGCCCGCAAUGACAAGUAUUGCUUUCCAAAUCAGAAUGAUCACAGAUAGUCAGAUAUUAUUUUACUACCGAGCCUUCUUAAAGAAAUAUAUCAGAGUUUGACUUGACUUGCCUGUGAAACGUGACAAGUGAAUGUCACCUUAAUUCAGACUUUUGCCUCUGGAAGGAUCAAACUAUGAACAAGCAUUCAUUUGAUAACAUCUAUAUAGAAGACAUACAUAUUUCUGUGUGUAGCAAGUGAUAAUGAGUUUAACACAAAGCUUUGUAUGUGCCAUAGACUGAAUGACAAGAACAACCAAGAAUGAUUGUCUUGUAUGUGAUGAGUUUUGAACAUACCAGUAAAAGAAUUUGAAUUUUUAAAUGGACUAUGCAUUUAAAUUGGUUGACAUAAUCAAAGUAAAAAUUUCCCAGCCUGAACUGUAUUUAUGAGACUUUGUAAAAAAAAAAAAUGUACAUAGUUGUGCGUAAACACAAAUACAAAGCAGAAGAAACGACAACAAUACAAAUAAAAUAAUUUUAAUGUGGUUUUGAGUUAAUAUAUGGCUUUUAAACAGCUUGUGCAUUAAGUUGAGAUGUGUGUAAAUAUAUUUGUCUGACUUUUUCAUUUUGAAGAAAAAUUAAAAAGAUAUAUAUGAUGCCAUUAAUUUCCUUGGGAGCAUAUAUCCUACAGGUCAUGGCUGAAUUUUUCCAUUGCCAUAUUUUCCAUUAUUUUAUAUUGCAUGUUUUAGCAUUUAGCUUUAUAACAAUAAAAUGACGUGGAAACGCAGCUGCUGUCUUUGGCUGACGGCAUGGCUGUGUAUGUGAACGGUGACUACACACAAACAUACAAAUACCCACAGGCUUACACAUGUGCCGACACACACACACACUAUGCUUUCUGUUUUUUCACCUUAAGCUCCAUGCUAUAGUUUCAAAGGCCUGUUUUUUUGUUUGUUUGUUUUUUUUUAGCAAUCUAAACACUGCCUAAAUUCACCGCUUAAAAAUUACCAGCAUUGUAUAAUUUAGGAAAAGGCAGUGGGUUUUCGUAUUAACGUAAGCAAUGUUUGUAAAGAAAUGUAGGUUAGAUAUUUCAAAUUGUCAUAUGCUAGCAAUACGUAGUAUUGUGCCAGGCUUGUAUUACAUCGGGUUUAAAAGAAAAUAAAUGAGUUUUAAUUAUAAUAACAGUAAUAGCUGACAAACUAACCCAGAUUCUUUUUUAUUUAUCCAGAAAACUGAGCAAAAUCCACAAAUAAGCAGAAAUAUUAUAAUUAUGACAAAUAUUACAAUACUGUAUUCUUUGUAGACUGUAUACAAAAAAAACUUAAGUAAUUCUUCAGUUUUUAUGGCACAGUCUUUUCAAGUAGGAUAUUAUAUAAUUUUUUUUUCUCAUAAUUAUUUAUGUUUUGCCUUAAGUGAUAGAUAUUUCUGGCUGAACACCUGUAUAAUUUUUUUCUGCAUUUUUAAUAAAAUACAACAAUAUUUUCGAACUUGGUGUUUAUGUACAUAUUUAUAUAAUUUCAUUACAUGACAGUGGGUUUGCACCUGUAUUUAAAGGAGUGAAAUUAUGUGUGAUAACGCCACAUAAUAUGAUUUGUGUUUCUGAUUUCUUACCCUAUUUUAAACUAGCCAUUUUGUUUAUUUAAUGUCAUG